AUGUCUGCGUUAGACAGUAAGUAUCUUUUUAUAAGCCAUAAUCUUUACUUUGUAGACCAUUUGUUCAACCUCAAAUUCGCUGCAAAAGAACUACAACGUAAUUCCAAGAGAUGUGAUAAACAAGAAAAAGAAGAGAAGGAGAAAGUUACGGCAGCUUUAAAGGUAACUAUUCUUAACUUUCGACGUAUUUAAAUUUAGAAAGGCAACCGUGAAGUCGCUCAAGUUCAUGCAGAAAACGCCAUCAGAAAGAAGAAUGAGUCAUUGAAUUAUCUCAGGAUGAGCGCUCGGAUUGAUGCAGUGGCAGCUAGAGUACAAGUAAGUCUAAUUGGAAGUUUUAAUAAUAUUUUUAGACCGCAGCGACCCAAAAACGGGUUACACAAAGCAUGUCAGGAGUAGUAAAGUCAAUGGAAUCGGCCUUGAAGUCGAUGAACUUGGAGAAGGUCCAGAACUUGAUGGAUCGCUUUGAAAAGGACUUUGAAGAUCUGGAUGUCCAGUCUGCUACGAUGGAAGGAUCCAUGAGCGCUACAACCACGCUAAAUGCUCCACAACAUCAAGUGGAAGCUUUGAUUCAAGAAGCGGCAGACAAAGCUGGGUAUGUUGUUAAUCUUCAUAUUGCUUUUUCUAUAACCUUAUCUCGAUUGUUAGAAUUUUUUACAGUAUAGUUCAAAAUAUAUUUCCUAUUUGCAGCCUUGAAAUUGGACAAGAACUUCCACAAGCCGACACAUCAAGCAUUGGAACUAAAGCUUCGACGGCCGUUGGAGAAAACGACGAACUUUCGAAAAGGCUCGCAGCUUUGCGACAAAGUUAA
Bursaphelenchus okinawaensis is the source of this 808-nucleotide messenger RNA. The record is from the annotation of a GenBank genome assembly. Lineage: Eukaryota; Metazoa; Nematoda; Chromadorea; Rhabditida; Aphelenchoididae.